AUGAUAAAUACAGUAGAUCGAGUGUUAUGUUGUUUUAAUCGGAUUAAAUCGGAUGAUACAAACGAGGAGAAAGUUCAUAUUGAGAAAUAUAUUUUUAAACCGGAUCCAUUGCAAAGUUUAAUUUUUACAUUGGAUGCAGCUAAUCUUGAUAAGCAUAAAGUUGAUAUUGCAUUUCCAAGACUUCUG
Loa loa (African eye worm) is the source of this 186-nucleotide messenger RNA. RefSeq lists its product as hypothetical. The transcript has a single exon. The record is from RefSeq and is a predicted model, not a curated record. Lineage: Eukaryota; Metazoa; Nematoda; Chromadorea; Rhabditida; Onchocercidae. The annotation marks the transcript as partial.